This is a messenger RNA of Alligator sinensis (Chinese alligator), 2700 nucleotides long. RefSeq names its product coronin 6 (gene CORO6). Gene Ontology annotation, molecular function: actin filament binding. Gene Ontology annotation, biological process: cell migration; actin filament organization. The transcript is spliced from 10 exons. Lineage: Eukaryota; Metazoa; Chordata; Crocodylia; Alligatoridae. The record is from RefSeq and is a predicted model, not a curated record. Bases 1 to 1980 code for a protein of 659 amino acids.
AUGCCCCCUGCCCCGGGUCUGGCGCCGGAGCCGGUGACACCGGUGGCCAAAGCCCUGGGCUGGGCUUGGGGGAGGCCCAGCGUGGACGAGGCCCUUUCCCGUGAUGCAGGAAACCAGGGGUCACUUUUUCCGCGGGUCGGGUUUCCAGCUGGGCUGUGGGGCGCUGGCCGCCAGCCGCCGCGGAGGGGCGGAGGACGUGGUCCGGGCAGGCCGGGCUGGGACAGGUUGCCACGUCCUGCUCUGAGCCCUUCCCCGGGGAGGCCUGGCCUGGCACUGCCCCGAGCCUCUCCCAAGGCCGCGCAGGCAGUCGGUGGCAGAGCUGGGAUUCGAACCCGAGCCUGGCACCUCUGCUCUGCACAGCGGGAGGCACUGGGGGUGGCGGGGCCUGGUGCACAGGACUCCUGGGUCCCCUUCCCAGCUCCUCUCCAUGCCAGGGGGUGCUGCGGGCACCUCCUGGGGGUGUCGUGGCUCAGGGGGCCUGACACGGGUGAGGAGAGGAGGGUCAGCUCUGCCCAGCGGCCUCCAGCUCCCUCGGCUGCGCCUGCAGACCAGGCACGGGGGGCUGCGGCCGACGGCUGCCCCCCUCCGCCCCGCCAGAGGUGCAAGGCGGGCCAGGCCAGGCCUGAGGCCACUCACGGCCACGCCGCACGUGUGUUGCAGACAGGGCGCGUGGAUAAGAACCACCCGCUGGUGACCGGGCACACGGCGCCCAUCCUGGACAUCGACUGGUGCCCGCACAACGACAACGUCAUCGCCAGUGCCUCCGAGGACACCACCGUCAUGGUCUGGCAGAUCCCCGAUUACGUGCCCAUGCGCAACAUGACGGAGCCCGUGGUCACGCUCGAAGGGCACUCGAAGCGCGUGGGCAUCCUCACCUGGCACCCCACUGCCCGCAACGUGCUGCUCAGCGCAGGUGGCGACAACCUGGUGAUCCUGUGGAACGUGGGCACGGGCGAGAUGCUGCUGCGGCUGGACGAGGUGCACACCGACCUCAUCUACAACGCCUGCUGGAACCGCAACGGCAGCCUGCUCGUCACCACCUGCAAGGACAAGCGCGUGCGCGUCAUCGACCCCCGCAAGCAGCAGGUCGUGGCGGAGAAAUCCAAGCCGCACCAAGGCGCCCGCCCCGUCCGCGCCAUCUUCAUGGCCGAUGGCAAGAUCUUCACCACCGGCUUCAGCAAGAUGAGCGAGCGGCAGCUGGCGCUCUGGGACCUGGUACGGCGCGGUGCUGCCCGGCUCUGGACGCUGCCGCGUGCCGCAGGGCCCGGACGCCUGGGUCCUACGAGAGGAGGGAGUGCUCGCGGGUACACGGGAGCGUUGCAGACUCAGGGCCCAUCCGUGCGCCGCGUCCUGGGCACCCGCGCUAACCCUCUUCCCCCCCCAGGAGAGCCCGACUCCAGCAUCGUCUACCUGUGCGGCAAGGGGGACAGCAGCAUCCGGUACUUCGAGAUCACGGACGAGCCGCCCUACGUGCACUACCUGAGCACCUACAGCAGCAAGGAGCCGCAGCGCGGCAUGGGCUUCAUGCCCAAGAGGGGCCUGGAUGUCAGCAAGUGCGAGAUCGCCCGGUUCUUCAAGCUGCACGAGCGGAAGUGUGAGCCCAUUGCCAUGACGGUGCCACGCAAGUCCGACCUGUUCCAAGACGACCUGUACCCCGACACGCCGGGCCCCGAGCCUGCGCUGGAGGCGGACGAGUGGCUUUCGGGGAAGGACGCGGAGCCCAUCCUCGUCUCGCUGCGCGAUGGCUACGUGCCCGUCAAGAACCGCGAGCUCAAGGUGGUCAGGAAGAACGUCCUGGACAACCGGCCACCGCUGGGGCCGCGCCGCAGCCAGUCCUCCUGCGACGCCAACUUCUCGCGCCUGACGCUGGAGGAACUGCUGGAGGAGAUCCGGGCGCUGCGACAGGCCGUCCAGGCCCAGGAGAAGCGCAUCUCUGAGCUGGAGCACAAGCUGGGCCAGUUCACCAACGGCACGGACUAGCGGCCCCCGCCCCGCGGCCGGCCAGGACUGGGCCCAGCCCUGCUGACGGGAUUAAAACCCAAGCCCGAGCGGGGAAGCUGAGCCGUGUUCUUUCCCGGGGCUGCGGGGGCGCGUGCCCUCGGCCACCCCGGUACCGCUCCCCGCCGCGGCCCCCGGCGAGACACGGCCGUGCCCUGCGAUGGACUGCGAUGGAGCCCUGUGCUCCAGGGGCUCCCGAGGGCUCGCCUCCCCCCCGCGGGGUGUGGGGUGCAGGACGGGUCCCUAGGCCAGGGGCCGGGUGCUUGCAGGGAAAGGCCUCAGUUUGCUCCGUGGGGCAGGGGCGCUGUGCUGUGCUGUGCUGUGCUGUGCUGCGCGUGCUGGGGUCCAGCCCCCGGGGGCAGACAGCCUGGGGCCAGCUCGGCCCGGGUGGCAGGAGUGGCUCUGAGGGCACCGGACCUCAUGGGCAGAGCCAGCGACUUAGGGACCCAGCUGGGGUCCGGGGGGUCCAUGGGGGGCAGGGGCCGGGCUGACGGGCCAGGCCAGCCGUGGGCGUGGGGGUGUCCUCGGGGCACCUGUGACCUCAGGGCCAGUCAGGGGCAUCUCGCUGCCCGGGGUGGGGGUGCCCGCAGGCAGGGCGCUGAGCCCCACUGGGGAUGCAGCGAGCUUAGGGAGCGCUCGAGGCUGCAUCCAUCCACCCCCUCAGCAGCUCCACGGCCCCCGCUAAUAAACGGCUAAACGCUC